AUGGACGGUGUCGUCAUCGCACGGCCGCUGCUGGGGCAGCAGCAGGAGCAGGCGCAGGCGCAGGUACAGCCCGAUUCCCCUGUCGACUCGUCACAGUUUCCGGAGAGCCUUAGGGGGAAGCGUAUCCUGCUAUGCACCGAAUCCUUUGGUCCCGUCAACGGUGUGAGCCGCACGACGCUCAUGCUGGUCAACCACCUCCGGGCCAACGGGGCCCAGGUCGCCGUCGUAGCCCCCCACAACCACACAGAGCACGACACAUUCACGCCGCCGCCGUCGCCGUCUCUCUCGCCCGCGGACGGGCUGCAGCCUGAGGUGCGGGUGGCGGGGUACCCUCUGCCCUUCAACCCCGAACUCUCCAUCGUGUACCCGGUCCGCAACUCGACGCUGUACUCGCGGACCUUUGGGCCCGACCACCCCCCCGACCUCAUCUACCUCGCCUCCCCCGCCAGCCUGGGCUUCCAGGUGAUGCUCCAGCUGAGGCAGCAGCCCCGCGAGGACCAGGUGCCCGUCAUCUGCAACUUCCAGACCGACCUGGCGGGGUAUUGCCAGAUCCUGUUCCCUCCUCCGCUCAGCGACUUUGCCGUCUGGGCCUUCGCAGCAGCGCAGAGCUACCUGUUCCGCCACUCCUCCGUCAAGACGAUCUUCUACCCGUCACGGUCCGUCGAGCGCUACCUCACCGGACAGAAGGUGCAGCCAGACAAGAUGGAGCUGCUCACCCGCGGCGUCGACACGGAAAUGUUCAACCCGGGCAGGCGUCGCGACGACCUGCGUCGGCAGAUUGCCCCCAACAGCGAGACCAUCUUCGUGACGGUGUCGCGCAUAGCCGGCGAGAAGGGAUUCGACUUCCUCGCACGGGCCGCCAGGGAGAUGGAUGCCCGCCGUCUACCCUUCAGGCUGCUCAUCGUCGGCGGUAACCGCAAUGCCGAUGUCGAGGAGGAGGUGCGGCAGAUGUUUGACCCGUUGCGCGAGCAGGGCAGAGUCAUCUUCGCCGGCUUCAAGGUCGGCGAGGACUUGGCCGAGGCGUACGCGUGCGGUGACGUGUUCCUGCACUGCUCCGUCACCGAGACGUUCGGCCUGGUGGUGCUGGAGUCCAUGUCCAGCGGCGUGCCUGUGAUCGCCCGCGACGAGGGUGGGCCCUCGGACAUUGUCGAGGACUCGGAGACGGGCUUCCUCGUCCCUCCCAACGACCUGGACGGCUUCGUCGGCAAGGCCGUCAAGCUGGCCACCGACGACGACAUGCGCGCUCGUAUGGCCGCCGCCGCCCGCGCCGCCGCCUGCGACGCUACCUGGGAAAAGGUCAACAACAAGGUCGCCCGGCGCAUGGCCCAGGCCAUUGCCGAGCACGGGGAGGAGCAGAAGCGGCUCCACCGCUCCGACGCGGCGACCAACCCUUGCGCCGUGACGCCGGCCACCACGUCGCUUGCCUCGCCACAGCUCGUCCCCGUGCAUGGCUGGCUCAUGAUGAGUGACGGUGUCGGCGAGGCCGUCACGCGUCGCCUGGUCGAUGCGCGGCUCAUGGGUGGCCUGGGAAUCAUCUUGUCCUGCUGGCUCGUCACCGGGUGCUACAUGGUCUUUACCGAGUGCACGCUCUGGGCAAAGGGCAAGUUGAGGUCCGACCCCAAUGUUGCCAGGUAG
Molecule: messenger RNA, 1635 nt
Organism: Geosmithia morbida
Lineage: Eukaryota; Fungi; Ascomycota; Sordariomycetes; Hypocreales; Bionectriaceae
Product: Glycosyltransferase involved in cell wall bisynthesis
Exons: 1
Coding region: 1-1635 (544 amino acids)
Molecular function (GO): glycosyltransferase activity
Source: RefSeq, a predicted model, not a curated record